AUAUAACAAACAUGUUGUUUUAACAACGGUAUGAUAUUGUCAUAUUCAUGAGCAGAUAUGCUAUGGAAGGCGCAAAGAGCAUCGAGAAUGAACCAGAUUUAGAAGAGUUUGAUGACGAAUGCUCGUUUACAUACUCCGACAUUGAAUCUCCUGAUUAUGAACGAGAAUAUGACCUCGAGCUGAAAUAUAGUGACGUACAGAAUUAUAUUCAAGAUCAACCAGAAUGCAACCCCUUAGAAGAACUCGCUUCGAAUGGAACAUCUAAAAAGGAGGAAGGUGAUGUUGUUCAGGAAUUUGAUAAAGAGUUGGGUGCGGAUAAUGCAGAUAACACCGCAAAGAACCACACCGAUGAUUUUAUUGCAAACCACUCCGAUUCACAUGAAUCGAUAUGUAGCAACCGUCGUAAAGUGACUAGCGUAAAAAGCAAGCUACCUAAUAAAAAUCUGGUCGGCCCAACCUUGUUAAUGGAAAGUAGAGUUGACUCGAGUAGUCAAACCGAGGCCCAAAUUUACGUUUGCACACGGUGUAGCGGCAAUAGACUACGUCCAUCAAGACCCCUUCCUCCAAUAAAACCCACGUCCCCGAUCGACGAUCUGGACGAUGAUAUGGAGAAUAUAGAAUCGCUUCUUGCGCCUCAAUUACAAGGGGUUGAUGAUCCGUUAGAGUCGGGUGACAAUUUUGUACAUCCUGAUCCAACCCUGUCGUCCGAAGACCUACAGGAUUUGAUUCGGAUGCAAGAUGAAGCGAGAGAGCUUUACCUUCGAGUCACAGCGAAUAACCCAGGGCUGGCCUUGAGAACAAAUCGAAAUGAAAAUCGAAACAAUUCACGAUCGAGAGAACGAGAAUUUGUUUAUGAUCAGGAACAAUUACGAGGAGUUCUUCCAAAACUUCCAAAAGAAAAUCCCCACGAACCAUUGAUAAACAGUGACAAAGAAAAGUCGACAUCUAAUCUUAGAAAUGUUGAUGGACCCCGUGUUCUUCAACCAAGGGCGGUUGUACCAAAGUACAUCAUGCCGAUACGGAAGGUGUCAUCCCGUUACCUGCAGCCCCCAUUAACGAAUAUCAUGACGAGCGAAGCGAUAUCUCAAAAGUUACAGGAAAAGUUGGACAAUGCAACAAAGCGGAAACAAGAAUGCCUGGAAAAGAAGAAAUCAAAGCUUGCUCAAAGUAAUUUCUUUUGGUCAGCUGGCCGGAAACAUUACAAGGAACUACACAAGCACGAUGUCGAACUUCAGUACAGGAUUCAGGUCUUGAAAGAGACCGCGAAUCGUGGCAUACGAUAAAAUACACGGACCGUAUAUAACAUCUGUACCUAAGGAACUAUCUUACGUUAAAACAUAUUCAACAAUAUAAAUAUACAAAAAUAUAUUCAAAGUUAAAGUGACAUUUCAAUAUUGGGCAAUAAAUUGUGUAAAUGA
Molecule: messenger RNA, 1418 nt
Organism: Owenia fusiformis
Lineage: Eukaryota; Metazoa; Annelida; Polychaeta; Sabellida; Oweniidae
Source: the annotation of a GenBank genome assembly